UCCUCUUUCACGUGCUGAGGGGAUGCACGUGAUUGGGGUUUUCCGAACAGAUUGGCUUUAGCGCGCGGCUGUUUCCGGCUGCAGCUGUCAGGAUUGCUUGCUCCUCUCCAGCCCCCCCACCCCCACUUCCUGAUCGCUGGCUGAGGCGAUGGCGAGCGGCCGCGGUUCGGGUGUCCCAGCGACCGGAGAAGGGGAGGCGGCGGUGACGACGACGACGACGCCUGGGCCCGGUGGCUGCGCGGCAGAAGCUGAGGAGGAGGAAGAGGAGGAGCAGGAGGUGCUGGAGCAGCUGGCCGUCCGGCUGAGGCGAAGCCUGAGGGGAUGGGAGGCCACGGUGGCUGCCGUACAGCUCUUACUGGUCUGGGAGAGGCCGCCGCAGAGUCUGGCCGGGGCUGUCGCUCUUGGAGCUGCGCUCUGGCUGUUUUCGUCCACUUCGCUACGUCCUCUAUUCCUCCUAAGUGUUGGCCUUAUUGGUGUUCUCCUGUUGGAGAGAUGGAAGCCCCAAUUCCUAUUGGAUUUUUCAGUUCAGCCCUUGGAAGAGCCUGGAGGAGACAGUGAUGGUGAGAUGACAGGAGCACAGCCUCACUUGCUGAGUGUCCCAGAGCUCUGCCAUUGCCUGGCUGAGAGCUGGAUUACCUUCAGGCUGUACCUGCGAGAGCUGCUACAGUACAAGAGGCAAAACCCUGCCAAGUUCUGUGCCAGGGUCUGCUCAGGAUGCUUGAUCCUAGUGAUAGUAGGACACUAUGUUCCAGGAAUCAUGAUCUCCUACAUUGUCUUGCUCAGUAUCUUGCUGUGGCCGCUGGUGGUUUACCAUGAGCUUAUCCAGAGGAUGUACACUCGUUUGGAACCCAUUCUGAUGAAACUGGACUACAGCAUGAAGGUGGAGACAUCACAUCUAAAACAUGAGAAGAAAAAGCGUCAAGGAAAAAGCGAGCCAGAAGCUGGCAAUGAGCCAAUGGCAGAGACAGAAAGUGAGAGUGAGGCAGAACUGUCUGGGUAUUCUCCAGUGGUGGAUGUGAAGAAGACUGCUCUAGCAUUGGCAAUUACAGACUCUGAGCUCUCAGAUGAGGAGGCUUCUAUCCUGGAGAGUGGAGGCUUUACUGUUUCCAGAGCUACUACACCACAGUUGACAGAUGUGUCUGAAGAUUUGGAUCAGCAAAGCCUGCCCAGUGAGCCAGAAGAGUCCUUCUCUAAGGACUUGGCAGAAUUCCCCUCUGUAGAAGAGUUUCAUUCCAGAGACUUGGGACCACCCAGUGAGGAGGAUAAUUUUGCGGAGCCUGCCCACCAGCUGGACUCUGCUGAGGAAGAGGUGGCAGCAGCUGUGAGUUUGGACCCAUCCAUCCUGUGCCUGGCCUCCCCACUGCACUUUGUAAAUACACACUUCAACGGGAAUGAACAGGCGAUAGCGGGAGAAGCCACUGAGCCCCAGACUGUCGCCUCACGGGGCCUGGGGAUGCACAUUGAUUCGCUGAGCCAAGAAAUCGUUACCACCGCGAUCAGUACGGUGGUGCAAAACACCCUGUCAGCCCUGCUUCGCUCUUCUGAGGACAGUGAGGGGCCUUCUCUCUCGGAGUUUCUGCCUACUGAGCCUGAGGAGAGACUGAGCUUUCAGGCGCAGCUGUCAGAGAGUGAAGAGGUGGGGACAGCCUCUCUGCCGGAGGAGGAGGAGGAGGAAGCUGAUGACUUCGAGCUGCUUGAUCAGAGGGAGCUGGAGCAGAUGGAUGCAGAGCUGGGCCUUGCUGGAGAGAGGGAGGCUCCAGCAUUAUCUUCUAUCCCUCCUGGAGAGGAAUCAUCACCCACAUCCUAGGUUCCACUACUCUCUUGUCUUUCUGUAGAUGGAAGGAAGGACAGACAGAUACAUGGCAAAGUUUGAUCUGUGCUGACCAGGGAUGGCAAAGCAUCCACAUUCAGUGUUAUGUCUGGAUUAGUGAGUCCUCCUCCUCAAGCUGGCCUUCCCAUCAGGGCACUGUGUCCGGCCCCUGCUUCCUAGUGAUGAUGCAGUCUUUUGGUCUACUGCUGCGAUUGUCUUUGUCCUUUGUUCUUGUUUUUUUGCACGCUGCAACCUCAGCUAGAUGUACCCGCUGCUCAUUCCCGCACACCCAGUAGGAAGUAAAGUGGUUUUAUUGGAUGGGGGCGGGAGGGUUCAAAAUGUAAAUAACUUGUCAAACGUUGGUUUGGUUUAGCUGAACAGGGUGAUGGAAUUGAUGGUGUGGAGAAAUAGGUUGGGGGAUGGGGGGGGAUUCCUCAAAUGUGGAUGUGGGAGGGAAACGGCUGCAAAAGUGACACCAUGUAGAUCACUUUUGCUGACAGUGGGAGAACGGGGCACAGCUGGGCUCUGCUGCCUGCCUUGAACAAAACAGCAAACUGCUUUUGUGGCCCCAAACACUAACCACUCCCCCUUUCCAUUUUUUAACUCCUCCCACUUCUCUAUGGAUUAAUGUAAUUGUUACACACACUGAUUUGGGUUCCAAAUGGGGGCAGCCUGAUCUUGUCUCUUUGAAUUACAAGCCAGGCUCUCUGAACUCUUUCAUUUUAGUUUUUCCAAGUGCACUAGUUAGAGGUAAUGUGGAAGCCCCCCAACCCCUACCCCUUCUGCUGCCGCACUUUAAAUGCAAAGUACCCCUACGUCUCCUCCCAAAGGGUUGGCUGAGCCAGCCAUGCCCAACACUGCACCCUGGCUAGAGAAUGAUCUUCUAUUGCCUGGGGCCUUGCUCCAGCACUCCAUCUUGCCUUGGGAGGAGGGUGGGCAGUUUGAGAAGAAAGAACUCGUGGGUGCCACUGGGAGAAAGAACCCUUCUCUCCAACUGGAGGAGGCCCUCUAGACAGACAGACACGCAUGUGCACGCACACACACUUCACUUGCAAAAUGCCAAGGGCUUUUUCUAGCCCUGUACCCUUUGUUAUCUGGGGAGAAGGAUUGGUUUGGGGGUGAAGGAUUAUUUUGGUCCCCCCACAAAAAACAACAACAACUAAUCCAAGGGAAUACUUGUGAAGGUUGCUACUUGUACAGCUUUACUGAAUAUGGGUUUUAAAAUCAGAUUUAAACCACUGUGUGGUUGAAUCUUUCAAAGGUUGUUUUUAAAUAACGGAACUAACAAGUUUUUGUAUUGUCAAAACAGAGCUACACAGUCCUGCUCAGUGUGUGUCUUGUUGGCACACUGCAAGCCUAAGAUCAGCCUCUGAGGAUAGCCUUGCCAACUGAGUGGAUACUCUUCUUCCUGGAAUAGGUCAUCUUUUUGCUGGUUUGGGGUGAGAGUGCAGCACAGUAAAUGGAUCUCUCUUGCUGUUUAAAUAUUCAUUAUAGGUACUUCAGACAAUCCUUGAUGUUUUGUAUUCUCACAAAAGCAGUUUCAUCUUAGGCUUACAGAUGCAGGUCCUGAACCUAUGACGGUUUUCCAUGCUGUCCUUUGACCUACACUUCUGGGAACUUACUCAUCAAGGUGAAUAUGCUAUCCCUCAGGAUGAGAGGCUGCCAAAGCAGUUCCAGACACAUCUGCGAGACCUUUUGUCUGCUUCAGCAACACACUGGUUGCUGAGCCAUUCAGUGGCUCUGUCACUCUUUAUAGAGGGUGUCUUCCUAUAUCAGGCUCCUUCACUCAUGGGGCAAUAUGUUUCUGGACGUCUACUAGCAAGUGACUUGGCUGGCCAGAGCUGGUUACCUCUCUGUACUGUGUUGCGCCCCCCCGCCCCAGCACCACCCAAAAUGAGGGUGGGGGGAGUGGCUGUUGAAAACAGCUUCCUCCUCAUGUCUGCACUUUGGCAGUGGGCAGCUGAGUGGCACUGAGUGUGGAGCUUGCCUGCCUUUCGUGAUGUGUCCUGAGCACAAACUUGACCACCCCCUCCCAAUAACCAGGAGCCCUUGCUUUCCCUGUCUGAUUCAGGAGGCAUGUUAUAUGUUGGUGUGUGUUCUCUGGAGCUCGAAGUCUUCUCUCUUUCCUCUCUUGGCAGUAGGGCCACACUGCUCCAUGCCAAGAGUCUCUUGCUGAAGGGCUGGGAGAUUGCUGAUGUCACCCAGGAAAGGUGGAGGGCUUGGAAGUUAUGUAGCAGUGUUUCUUCUAUGGCUAUAUAUUUAAAAACUGUAGUCUUUUUAAUAAAAAGUUUAAAGAUGUGA
Messenger RNA from Hemicordylus capensis (graceful crag lizard), 4111 nucleotides. RefSeq names its product reticulophagy regulator family member 2 (gene RETREG2). The transcript is spliced from 9 exons. Lineage: Eukaryota; Metazoa; Chordata; Lepidosauria; Squamata; Cordylidae. The coding region runs from base 149 to 1807 and encodes 552 amino acids. The record is from RefSeq and is a predicted model, not a curated record.